AUGGGUCUACGUCUCUGCUGUUUGGUGUCGAGGUGUCGAGGCCAGGGCUCAGGGAUGGUUCGCGAUGCCUCUGAGCGGCGGGCGCUCUUCCUCAAGAAGCUUCAGUUGUGCUCGUGGCCGAUGGACUUCACGAACGGGCAGAUCGACGCGCGCGAUAAGGAGAUAAAGCGACAGACCCUCCUGGAGCUCAUGGAUUAUAUCAACUCGACCAAGGGCGCCUUCUCCGAGCGCACCUACCCCGACGUCGUUCACAUGAUUGCAGCAAACCUCUUCCGCGGGAUGCUCGAGCCGGAGGAGGAGGAGCCCGCGCUCGAGCCCGCGUGGCCGCACCUGCAGUACGUGUACGAGUUCGUGGUCUCGAGCGAGGCGGACCCGAAGGCGGACCCGCGCGAGCGAGACUACCUCAAGACGAUCCUGCACCGCAUCUACGGCAAGUUCAUGCCCUACCGCGCCUUCAUCCGCAAGGCCAUCAACAACAUCUUCUACACCUUCGUGUACGAGACGGAGCGGCACAACGGCAUCGCCGAGCUUCUCGAGAUCCUGGGCUCGAUCAUCAACGGCUUCGCGCUGCCGCUCAAGGAGGAACACAUGCUCUUCCUGCACCGCGCGCUGCUCCCGCUCCACAAGGUGCGCUUCAUCGGCAUGUACCACCAGCAGCUCUCGUAUUGCGUCUCGCAGUUUGACCCGAAGCUCGCCAAGCCGGUCCUCGAGGCGAUCCUCAAGUUCUGGCCGUGCACGCACUCGCCGAAGGAGGUGCUGCUGCUGAACGAGCUCGAGGAGGUGUUGGAGAUGGUCGACGCGCGAGAGUUUGCCGCGGUGAUGGCGCCGCUCUUCGCGCAGGUGUCGCGCUGCAUAGAGUCGCCGCACUUCCAGGUGGCCGAGCGGGCCCUCUUUCUGUGGAACAAUGAGUACAUCGUCUCGCUCAUCGCGCAGCACCGCGCAGAGGCGCCCGCCGCUCCUCCUCGCGCCCUGCCCGCCUCGCGCAGCUGGCACACUGCUGGGCCGUCAGAGUGUGCCGGCGGUGGGCCGCAGACGGUGCACGGGCUCACCUGCAACGUGGUCAAGCUCUUCAUGGAGAUGGACCCGCGCCUCUUCGACGAGUGCACCGCCGCGCACCAGGCGGCGCAGGAGAGGGAGCAGGCGCGGCGCGAGGAGCGGCAGGACGCGUGGAGGGCGAUCGAGGCCGACGCGGAGGCGAACCCGCUCUUCCCGCGGGUGAAGCACGCGCUCACCGCGAAGGCGUCGCUCGCCUAUGCGAUGCGCGCGCAGCAGCUGCGGGAGGGGAUGACCAUGUUCGAGGACGCGCCGAGCGACGAGAAGGCGCGUUGAGGGAAUGGAGGGGGCGAGGGACAGGGAGGUGUAUCACAACGGGGCGGCGCCGGGCGCAGUUGGGCUCAACGACAGCGGUUCUCGUUUGGUGUACGAGUUAUAGAGCUCGAACGGUAAAGUAGAGGCGGGGUCUCGAAUCAUCAUGUCAGUAGCAGUAGCUUCCUUGGGACGUGUGCAUGUCUGUGUGGGCACGCGCUGUCGCGCUCUGAGACCGAAUUGUGUUAUGUGACAUCUUGCGUCUUCAAUUUAUUAC
Messenger RNA from Emiliania huxleyi CCMP1516, 1582 nucleotides. Its product is annotated as Serine/threonine protein phosphatase 2A. Gene Ontology annotation, cellular component: protein phosphatase type 2A complex. The record is from RefSeq and is a predicted model, not a curated record. Gene Ontology annotation, molecular function: protein phosphatase regulator activity. The transcript has 15 exons. Gene Ontology annotation, biological process: signal transduction. NCBI's taxonomy places the organism in Eukaryota, Haptophyta, Isochrysidales, Noelaerhabdaceae. Bases 1 to 1329 code for a protein of 442 amino acids.